GCGUUCUUCUUCUUCACUGCUAUUAACUUUUUUCACUUAUGGAUCCUUCCGCUGCUGCUACAUCGACCGGCCCAACGAGGGUGUCUACCCGUACACGCAAACCGACAAUCGUCAAUACCAAUACUGCUGAACAGCCAAAGCCCGCCAAACGCGCGCCAAAGAAACCACGCGUGAAUAAGCGAUCAUACGAAUACUUGGUGCAAAAUCCCGAUAGUCUUCUCAUCGAAGCAGAUAUGAAGAAAAUACUCCCAGAAGUAUUUGACUUGUUGCCACAAGAAGACAAGGAUGAACUAUGCGCUCUUUUACCCCCGUGUGAUCGUGCCUACCGCGACCCAAUGAAUAAUAUUAUUGAGCCGAAGAAUCUCGAAGAAGCGAUCAGACUUGGAAUGAAUGAACAGCUGACCUUGACCAUAUCACCAUCCUUCCUGAAACCGGCACGUAUGGCCUUUUGGUAUGCCAUGGAAGGUUGGCAAGAAAUGUUGGCGGCAGGCAAUUUUAUGCCUAUAGAUCCGGCGUUAUGUGAAGAAAUCAAAGACGAAGAUUUACCAUGGAAGGAUGAUGAAUUUGAACUGUAUUGGGGCGAACGUUUGGAACGAGAUAAAAAGCUCAAGCGCAAAUCUGCAAAAAAGGCCAAGUAGAAAGACAUCAUGGUGUGCCAAAAAACCGAAACAAUCGCUUGUUGAACCAAUCUAGAACAUAUUUUUUUCAGCUCCUGCACAUGUCAUACAUUAUAUCCCAUCAUUUCUCUUCAGCAUAUUCCUACCCUUUGGUUGUUUUCCCGCCGCGGUUUCCCCCAUCCCUCUUUCUUUUUCUCCUCAUUGUCUGGUUUAUAACACACACAUACACACCCCGCUCCCAAUCGGAAAUGCAUGACUAAAAGAAACAAACGCUUGAUACAAAGAUAUGACAACAGAAUCCAUCAUCGAGGGAAAA
Messenger RNA from Radiomyces spectabilis, 933 nucleotides. RefSeq names its product Asx homology domain-containing protein. The record is from RefSeq and is a predicted model, not a curated record. The transcript is spliced from 4 exons. The coding region runs from base 39 to 638 and encodes 199 amino acids. NCBI's taxonomy places the organism in Eukaryota, Fungi, Mucoromycota, Mucoromycetes, Mucorales, Radiomycetaceae.